UCAGGAUUCCCGUAUCACCAGGAUGUCCUGUGCGGUUACAGUAAUGCGGUCUACGCGCGUGUGAAUACGUUCCACGGUGCAAUCGCUCUUCCGACACCCUGCCGUUCGCCUGCCAAUUUGCUUAAUUAUCUUUUCCGGGAUCCGUCGACGAAUAUCUCCGCGCCUUCUCUGAUAUUCCCUCUUUCACGCUUCUGGACCCAAAGACGAGCAAGUAUUUAAUUCCUCUUUAUAGAAUCACUUUGUAUAAGUCCCUUUUCCCAUGAACCACGAGUACGAGUAUAUUAAUAUCCUUUGAAUAAAGAAACCUGUUUAUCCAACCAGAAAGAAACCAAGCCAGUAAAUGAAAAAAGAGAGAGAAAGAGAGAGAGAAAAAGCUCUAGUCGUAAUCUUCCCACGAAUAAUUUCGAUUCUAAGCCGCGGCAAAAGCGGCACUUUACUCUAAUCGGUCUGGAAGCCUCUCGAGCCGCUAUCAUCGAGGAUAAUAUCGCGUAUGGUUCAACAAGUACUCGUAGUUCUGUCAAGGGAGAAAGUACUUGAGCACUCGUGUCCCACAGGAGUCAAAGACCCCCGGUGUCGAGAGUUUUCCAAAUAUUGUUGUUCCAUCGUAUCGACUAAUCGCGCUGGAGUAGCAAGGGACCCUCCUUUCGAAUCAUCCUUUCGAUCUCUUCUUUACCAGCUAAAGUCAGCCCGGCAAGCCUGUGUUUAUUCUAUCGAUCAGACCGGAUUUCCGUUUAUCGAGUUCGAGGGAUUAAUCUUGCUCCUUCUCGAAAUCGCAUCUUUACGAUUAUUCUCUUCUGUUCGUCGAAACAUCACCUGAUUAGCGCCGAUAGUCGUCCCGAUGUCAUAGAACACGAUUCCCUGCGGGACAACCAGCUCACGUCUCGAUAUCUGUAUUAUCGUCCGUCUUCGAGUUUCGUGUCGACUAGCCGACCGCACAGGAUCACCGUUUUCUUUUACGACUGGCUCUCGCCAACUCCACUUUACUCGUUGUUUACCUUCUCCAAUUGAAGCUCGACCCAUAAAUUUGAUAUUUUUAACGAUUUACCGCUGCUCCGAUUCGAUCGGAACGAAGAUGAUGCCUGGGAGGUCUUUCUUAUUUGUUAGUUUCGUCUAACGUUCAAUUAUCUUUGAUCAGUAAAUAGAAAAUAUUUUUUGUUAGUCAUCGAAUUGAAUAGUGAUAUCAUCCUCUGUGACACCGCGAACGUUGGAUCGUAAAAGAUCGACAUGGCGAAUGGAAUAUCGAGCUGCUUUUAUAUACUUUCCUCUCGGAUACACCUGCAAGCUUGUCGGCAAUUUGCUUAGCCGUGGAUUCACGCAGCUUAAACUGUUUACAGAGGACUCUCGAUCGUUGUCGCAGGUCUUUGCGUGUCACUCGUGGACGGUCGUGCACAGUUCAUAGUUUGUUCUCAGAUAGCCGAUACAACAGCGGAGAUAUCUUUCGAUUCGAAGAUAAGUCCUGUAUUAGAAGGGCCCGUCUCGUAUCCGGUCUAGAGUUAUACAAAUAAAUCCAGAUUCGAAGGAUCGUUUCGCAGGUUCGUAGUAUCGUCGUUCAGAGAAAAUUAGGGCCUGAGAAUGAAGCACCAUCGUCGCGGUCGAGAGAAAAAGAGUACUUCGAAAGUAGAGGACGAUUUCGAUAGGUUCCUUUCGGUGUAAGAUUCAGUCUCAUCGCGACGCUGUUUCGUGGUGCAUCAGAAAGGUAGGGGGACAAUAAAGUCCUCCUCUUAUCGCGUCAAACAUCCUUGGCUCGGGUGUCGCAGUGUCGCCUGGUACACUCACGGCUCUGUGACUGAGAAAACGACCGACGGCUCGAGGAGAGAUAGUGUUCUUCGAUUGCCACUUGUCCUUGUGUGUGCCUAGGAUUUCGCCUGGCCCUGAAGGGAAACCAGGGUCUCCGCAAACAAACCUCGCCGUUUCUUCACGAAAUCCAUCAUCGUUUCUCUCCCCGUUCCCUUCCUGCUCUCCGUAGGUUCCACAACUUCCUGCAGCGCCUCUGCAAAUUUUCACAUUCGCGAUCGUCGCUGCAACGUUAUAAACUGAAUUUACCCCCAUCUCCGAAGCAUCUAAUCCCUUCGACGUGGGUGGACGACCUUUCAAUAUUUCAAUUGAUCAUGAACAACAAAGCAGAACGAAGCAGCGACGAAGGCGAGUCGACGUCGGGCACGUCGGCUGGAGGAGGUACAGGAAUCGGCGAAAACACGGAAAUGGAGGAGAACGGGUCGAUUCGUGCCGGUAGCAACAGUUCCGGCAUCGGCAGUCAGGUGUACAGGGAGCUGAAGAGCCUGCACUCCAACUCCACCACCGGCCACGAUUUGUCGCAGGAUUACAAUCAGCAAUCGAGGCCGUCCUAUCAACGAGGUUACUCGCCCGCCAUGGACAAGCAACAGCAACACUACGAGAAGGAACGACAUCGAACAGCCUCGUCGAAGGAGGAAGAAAAAUGUUCGUGGGAUUACUUGGAGAAGAGUGACAGAAAAGAGUACUCGAGAUCGCGGGAGUCGUCGUACAGGAACGAAGCCUACCAGGACUCGAUGAAGCAAGAGCAGAAGGAGCAAUCGAAUCGCGAAUGGGUGUCACCGGUGCCGGAGGUCGAGGUGGGAGGCAGCUCGACCGAUCCUCAGGUUCGAGCGCGAAAGGACAUUCCACGGGGUGCAAGAUUCGGCCCCUUUCUCGGCAAAUGGGCGAGCGAACCUUUCAACCCCCGUUACGCAUGGGAGGUUCGUACCGCUGGAAGUGGUGUCAGGGGGUGGUUGGACGCAUCCCACGAAACGAACAACUGGCUGAAAUACAUUCGCAGCGCCAACAGUCCGCACGCGGUUAAUAUGCGGCACGUGCUGAUCGGCGGACAGAUGGUGUACGAGGCCGUACGGGACAUAGCGGCGGGUGAAGAGCUUCUUCUCGGUGUUCGAGAACCUCUUCAGCUGCAGGACAUGCUUGGCGAAAAUACGACCGAGGACAGAAGCGAUAGAGAGACCGCCUCGCAACACAGCGGCACCGUUGACGAGGAUAAAGAGGACGAGGAAGAGGGUGAGACCAGGUGCACCGUAUGCGACAAGCCGUUUCAAGACAUCGAGCUAUUGGACAGCCACCUGGUAUCCUGUCACAGAUAUCCUGCGGAGCAACACCGCUGCGAUACCUGUCCCCGUGCGUACGCCUGGCGACCUCUUCUAGUUCGUCAUCGCGCGAUCGUUCACGGUGAUCUUCGAAAUUAUCCCUGUGAAAAUUGUCCAAAGUCGGACAAACCGCAGGUCUUCACGGAUCCUUCGAACCUGCAGCGUCACAUCAGGACGCAUCACGUGGGCGCGAGGAGUCACGCGUGCACCGAGUGCGGCAAAACGUUCGCCACCAGUUCCGGCCUGAAACAACACACCCAUAUCCACAGCAGCGUGAAACCGUUCCAGUGCGAGGUCUGCUUGAAGGCGUACACCCAGUUCUCUAAUCUAUGCCGGCACAAACGAAUGCACGCGGACUGUCGCAUGCAGAUCAAGUGCGCUAAAUGCGGACAGUCUUUCAGCACCGUCACCUCGUUGUCGAAGCACAAACGAUUCUGUGAUUCAACGCCACCGACCGGUCCACCAGGAGCCAUGCCGCAGUUGCCGACCUCGGCACCGAGCCCUUUCCUCGUCUAUCGACCUCCCGUCAGUCUACCGGGUAGUCUCCCAUACUACCCGUCCAGUCUGAUGGGCCCGUACCCAGGAAUAUUUCCAAACGCUCCACACUUCUUGAACACCCCACUGUUGUUCCCGCCUAAGGUUGAGGAAGCCGAGAAGAGAAGCGACAGUCCGAAGAAGGAACGUUUCACCCCGCCAAGGGUGCUACCCCAGCACAGCAAAGUUUCUCCAUCCACCGCCGAAGAAGCUACUUCGUCGUUCAGACCCUCUCCAGCUAGACCGCCUGUCCAGCCUACUCCAGAGAGCGACGACGAUCCCUCGAAGAAGCGAAAAGUUGGCGGAAACAACGAGAAAAAGGUGGACUCUGAGCAUAAUUCAACAAACGCGAACGAAGAGACGACAGAUCAACCUCUGGAUCUGAGAGUCCAAACGAAGAAACAAAAAACAACAGCGAAUACCGCCGAGAGGAACAACCACAGUCCUUCGCCUGUUCCAGCACCGAUGGAGGAAGCUCCACCGCCUCCUGAACCUCCCAAGCCCGAAGAAGAGGUCCACGCACCGAUAGACGUCGAUACCAAGGACGUACCCAGUAGUCUGCAACUGAGAACCAGUUUACCUGAACAACCGGUCACCAAUACUCCGCCGCACAUGGCUUACCCCAGACCCAUUCAUCCCAUGUUUCUGGAGGCCAUGUACCGCGGUCCAACGGGCAGUUUCCCAGGUUUUCCAGGCGGACCGCCUCCUGGAAGUGGCACGCCAGAGUCCAGGCUAUUACCACCGCUCCAACCGUUCGAACCACCCCGUGGGCUUCCUUUUUUAGGGACGUUCAUGAACGGGCUCAGCGGCGCUAGGCCAGGAGGCGGAGGAUUCGACCUGCUUGCCAGGCCACCGUUGGGACCGUUCCCCGGUGUCAAGCCGUUUCAAGAAGCCGUAAUCGCGCCCCAUCACCAUCACCAUCCUCAUCACGCUCACGGCAAGAUGAAGGACCGAUACUCCUGUAAGUUUUGUGGCAAGGUAUUCCCCAGAUCAGCCAAUCUGACCAGACACCUGCGGACACAUACCGGCGAGCAACCCUACAAGUGCAAGUACUGCGAGAGAUCCUUCAGCAUCUCCAGUAAUCUCCAGAGACACGUUAGGAACAUCCACGACAAACAGAGACCAUUCAAGUGUCCCCUGUGCGAGAGAUGUUUUGGGCAACAGACCAAUUUGGAUAGACACUUAAAGAAACACGAAGCUGACGACGGUAGCGGAGUCGUCUCUGUGGCUGAUUCACCAGGUAGUAGUAACGAGAACGAACGCGAGGACACGUAUUUCGACGAAAUCAGGUCGUUCAUGGGCAAGGUAACGUACGGUGGUGAAGCAGGUUACGGGCUACCCCCUCAUCCUGCUUACCUACCCAGCAGACUACACGAAAUGCACGAGUCCAAGAUGGAAACCGAGUACGACGAGGACGAAGACAGCGAGGAAGGAGUGUCCCCUUUAGACGAAACCGAUGGAUUGUCCCCCGUCGAGGCCAAGGAAUCCACCCCACCCCCGCAGUACGAUCUGAAGCUGAGGGAGAAGCAAGAAAUGCUCAAUAACAACACCGCGGAACCGGUCAUCGAAAUUUCUACAUAGCCCAUAGGUCGCGUAGGUUAAACGAGGAGAAAAAUCGUCCUUUUGGAACGGACUGAUCCUCUUUUAGUGACACAUAGAACUGUUACGAGGAUGUUUGUCUCGAUGUAAUUUUUUAACCGUAGAUAGAUUCCGUCGAUCGUGUUUGAAGUUACUCGUAGUGAAAGAAGUGUUGGUUCGAGGAUUGUGUUACGGGAUUACCUAAUACAUCGACCUCUUGUUUUUUUCACGUCUCUGUUAUUUUCGCACCCCAACAGUGAGAGCGUAAAAGAGAUCGAACGAAAUACCACUGUCUUUUUUUUCACACGCAAACACACACACACACACACACCGGUUACGAGCAAAUUGUUCAAUAGCGUAGUUCCUACAGACUCGUUCUCAUUGUACACGCGCACGUAAAUUAAUAAUCGUUCGAAUCCUGACCCAUCCCUUUCUCAUCGUCCACCGUAGCAUUAUUUAUUCGUCUCGCCGUGUUUCUUUGCGUCGCGUGAAAACCGCCUCGGCCAGAAGAGGCUGACGUCUUUGUCGAGUUUCUAAAACUCGGUUCAACCCUUAACGGUGUUCGUGCAAGGACGAUCUGAUCGUGAAACGAUGGAAAAGGAGGAUUGGAACUUUUGCUGGAAGAAAGUCGGAUUCACCGCUGUUUUCUUUCUUAGAAAGUAGAUCGAACGUUGUAAUCUUCGAGGAAGAAAUGAUGAAAAAUGGGCUGCUGAAGUCUGUACUCGAAUAGAUAGCAUGAAAAAUUGGUUUAGUCGACGCGAAGCCAAAGCGACGAGGAUAACGAUUAGCGAAGCGAGCGUGUAAUUAACAGAGAAACGUUUUAUGAGAAUCUGUGUACAAAUUUCCAUUAGGUGAUAUAACGUUUGUAAAAAAAAGAGAAACAAAAGAAUACGAAAGUUCUUCGUGAUUUUUAAUAUAUAUAUAUACAUAGACAUAUAUUAUACAUACAUAUUAUAUAUAAAUAUAUAUAUGCGAUCUUAUGAAUUGACCGUGACACGAGUCACGAUAGAUUCUUUAUCAAAGACGCAUAAUUGUUAUGUUUAUUUCACUCGAUAGUUAAUAAAGUCGCGCGUGUUUCCAUCCGGUUCUCGAUGUUUGAAGAGAAAUGCUCUCGUGAAUGUUAAAUGAAGCAAGUUUGCGAAUUCUUUUUGCGAAAAGAAGAAAGAAUAACGUUUCCUUCUUGUUUCUUUUUUUUCUUUCGAUUGUUCUUACCUACGAUUGUGGACAACAUCUGUUUUCUUCAUGUAAGAUUUUACGGAUACGUGUUCUAACAUAUCUCUCUUAUCUUCAUCCUCUCUGACUAAUAGACGAUAAUAAACUUACGGAUUGAUUAAGCAUACUUACGUCGAUCGAGAUAAUUAAGGACGAUUAUAUUAUGACUCUAUCUAUACAUACUGUAUAAAAUGCAUCCUGUAACUUCAUUAUGAUUACCAUUAAAAUAUUACACUUCAACUUUGA
Molecule: messenger RNA, 6680 nt
Organism: Osmia bicornis bicornis
Lineage: Eukaryota; Metazoa; Arthropoda; Insecta; Hymenoptera; Megachilidae
Product: transcription factor hamlet-like
Exons: 8
Coding region: 2109-5225 (1038 amino acids)
Cellular component (GO): nucleus
Source: RefSeq, a predicted model, not a curated record